Molecule: messenger RNA, 838 nt
Organism: Aspergillus fijiensis CBS 313.89
Lineage: Eukaryota; Fungi; Ascomycota; Eurotiomycetes; Eurotiales; Aspergillaceae
Product: gamma-glutamylcyclotransferase family protein
Exons: 3
Coding region: 242-838 (198 amino acids)
Source: RefSeq, a predicted model, not a curated record
CUCACCCCUCCUUCCGUUCCAUCUGCACGUCCAUUGACAUCUACACAGGGUAGAAUACCUUCAAGUAUUGUGCUUACACACUCUCCCUCAGAUCAUAAUCAAUCCAAAUCCGAAUAGUCACCUCCCACCGAACUCAAAACAAACACUUAAUACUCCUUAUCAGCUGUAUACACCACACAACAUAAACAAGCAGCCCUCCACCACCACCAUUACCAACAGUACCUACCUAGUACAACCCAAAAUGGGCGACCACACCCUCUUCUUCUACGGAACCCUAAUGUCCCCCCAAAUCCUGCACCGAGUAAUCCACGGCCGCGCCACACCGGAACCCUGGCAACGAGCGUACCUCACCAUCCGGCCCGCGGUCCUCCCCAACUACCGGCGGCACCGGGUGCGGCACGCCGACUAUCCGGGGAUUGUAGCCGUGGCUGUGGGCUCUGGCUCUGGCUCUGGGGGAGGCUCCGCCUCGGUGCUGGGGACGUUGGUGACCGGGUUGACGGAGGGGGAUGUUUAUCGGUUGGAUUUGUUUGAGGGGAAUGAAUAUACCAAGGUCAAGGUCAAGGUUAAGGUUGGGGUUAAGGGGAAGGGGGAGGGGCACGGGGCUAAUGGGGUUGGGGAUGAGGAGGAGGAUGUACGGGUGGGGUUGGAGGGGUUGGAGGGCACUGCUACUGCACCUGACGGGGCAGAAGCAGAAGCAGAAGCAGAAGCAGAAGUCGAGGCGCUGACGUAUGUCUGGACGGCCGGGAGGGAGCGGUUGGAGGAUGCCGAGUGGGAUUUCGAGGCCUUCAAGAGGGAUAAGAUGGCUUGGUGGGUCGAGGCGGAUGAGCGGGAUUGGUGA